Messenger RNA from Arctia plantaginis, 720 nucleotides. NCBI's taxonomy places the organism in Eukaryota, Metazoa, Arthropoda, Insecta, Lepidoptera, Erebidae. The record is from the annotation of a GenBank genome assembly.
AUGAAAUAUUUAUUACUUAUUUUAUGUAGCUUAAUAUCUUACAAAGAAUGUACAAUAGACAUAACGUUACCAGAAUUUGUUUAUCUAUCUGAUCAUUUAACUUCUGAAGAAUGUCAUCGAUUAUUUGCGUCUUUACAUUUCAUAACCUACGAUCUUCCAUCAACUGUAAACAACGCAGAAAAAAAGGUUCCUAGAGAUAUCCCAUGCAUCAAACUGCUGUUAAGAUGGAAUACUGGCCAAAAGAAAUGGGAAGGGAAAAGAAAAACUCACAUGGAGGUCGAACACAGAUUACGUCAAAUAGGCAGAAUUGAUUUGGCUGAUUGGCUUGGAAAAGCAGUAUUCAAUAACCUAGCCAAAAGUAUGAAUAACACCUUGACGAAUACUACUUAUUUUCAAAACCACCAAAUUAUAGUCCGCAAUAAGCUAUUAAAAGAUAAAGAGUUUAAAUAUGACAAUGAAUGGACUGCAAUCGAUUCUAUAUUAUGGGCGGUCUUGAUGACAUUAUUAGGAACCCUGCUGGUGACCUUUUGUCGUAUUCUGCUUUUGACUUAUAAGAAAGCUAGUGGCCGUCAUAAAGAUGGCGAAGAAUUAAUUGACCUGUUAAGUGUUGCUUCUAUGGACAGUGAUGUUGAAGAAACAAUUUAUGAAUACCAAGUUGAAAAUGAAGCUGACAAAAAUAGAACUAUUGUUGAUGAUCCUGAUAAAAUAAUAAAAAGUUAA